AUGAGUCUGGUUUGCUUAAAAUGGCGACGGGAUGGGGAGGGCGAGAGCGAUAUGUUUCCAUUCCCUCUCUGCCCCCCCCCACAAUCUCCCGUUAGAAAUAACCCGCCACUUUGCCCUGCCGCCUGCGAUCAGCCCGGUUAUAGAGGGAGCUCUUUGCAAUUUACUGCCACCGAGCGGGCCCUGGCGAUAGACACAGAGAGAGAGGGAGGAAGGCACUGGCAGUCGGACGGACGGGGGAGGGGAAGUGAGUGGGAAGGAAGGCAGGCGCUGCUGUGGAGCGGCCGCAGCCGGGGAGCCGAGCCGCGGGAACAAAGAGGAAAGGCCCGGCCUCACCUCCCGCAUACUAGCAACCAGCCCCAGAGAGGACUCAGCCGCCGCAACCGCCCCUCCCCCAAGCGGGCCUUCGGACGGCGAGCAGAAGACAUCUUCUCCCAGCCCACGUCCAGCGACAAGAUGGCUUCCAACAGCCUGGAAUGGCAGUAUAGCCCUGGCGGCUGGCAGGCAGUCUUGCCCAAGAGGGCGAUGUCAGCCUGGAGUGCCUUCUUGUCCUGCUGUGGAAUUCUUGGAGGACUUCGGCACCUUCUGGGUAUUCCAGCAGCUCGGUGUGAAGGUCUCGACUUUGUGGUGGUCUCGUCCUUGCUUCAGAGGUGCAUCUGGGUCUUCCAAUGGUCCAGCAUAGAGAUCUUGUCUCAGCGUGUUUGUCUUGGCCCAGCCCUAUGUGGCAAUUUGGCCCAGUUUUACAGCAUACCCUGAACCCAGGAGUCAUUAAUUGAACUGUGAUGAACUUGUACUUUUUUUUCUUCUUAUUUAUGACUAUGUCAUUAAUUUAGACACUGUGAUUUAGCAACUUAUGUAACUUUCACUUUCUUUUUGUAAAAAUGCUCAUGACAACAAAUUGCUAUUCUAUUCGUAACUUGGCAAUUACUUUAUCUUCCUAAAUAGUCUAUGCAUAAAUGAAUAUUGUUCAGAGGCAACAAAAUAAAACCAGUCACUUAAAACCUG
Molecule: messenger RNA, 1002 nt
Organism: Chiloscyllium plagiosum (whitespotted bambooshark)
Lineage: Eukaryota; Metazoa; Chordata; Chondrichthyes; Orectolobiformes; Hemiscylliidae
Source: RefSeq, a predicted model, not a curated record